Penicillium pulvis is the source of this 1686-nucleotide messenger RNA. Its product is annotated as HET domain-containing protein. The record is from RefSeq and is a predicted model, not a curated record. The coding region runs from base 1 to 1686 and encodes 561 amino acids. Lineage: Eukaryota; Fungi; Ascomycota; Eurotiomycetes; Eurotiales; Aspergillaceae. The transcript has a single exon.
AUGAAUCGGAUAGAAGCUUGGCUAUCUCACUGCGAUAGAACUCAUGAAUUCUGUCGCGACCGUGACUCAACACUAUUCUUUCCAACUCGCGUGAUAGACGUGAAGGAAAUCGAAAGCGGCAAAGUCCACCUCCGAGACCGACAAGAAGUUAUAGCACAAGAAGGACUGCGGACUGAUGCGGGAACAGAGACCUCAGAGGAGUUCCAGGGUCACUAUCCUGUGUACUGGACUCUGUCUCACCGAUGGGGUGACCCGGACAAAAUUCUAAAAUUGCUGCAUGGCAACGAAGAUCAAUUCAAACAGGGGCUGUCUUUGACUACUGGAAGUGUACCAAAAACCUUUCAGGAUGCAAUGUGGGCAAUACACCGUCUGAAAUACAGAUAUAUCUGGAUCGAUUCCUUUUGCAUUUUUCAAGACUCGAUUGAAGACUGGCAAAAGGAAGCAGACAAAGUAUCUCACAUUUACCGAAACUCAUUCUGUAAUAUCUCAGCAAUAUUAUCCUCAUACGAGCCAACUAGUACGCUCUUCGCUAGCGAGCGAAGCCCUCGACUCUUAUUCCCCUUUUCCGUGAACCUCUUUUCUGAUGGCCCACAAACAUAUGUUAUCAAAAAGAAGAAUCUGUGGAAAGAUGAAAUCGAAAGGUCACCUCUAAGUACGCGUGGUUGGGUUGUACAAGAGAGAUUCCUCGCUCCCAGAAUCAUUCACUUCGCUCAGAACCAAGUAUUCUGGGAGUGCCUAGAGAAUGCAAGAUGCGAGGCCGACCCGGAUGAUCACAUUGGAAUAAUCAAUGACCCAGAUAUCAGCCAUGCGAGACUCAAAGUGACAGCUUAUAAGGAUGCCCUCAAAGAGCUGGCGGGAUUAUCUUCGUUUUUCCUCAAAUCGAGCCGGGAUCGUACCAAAGUCGACUGGAAUCGCGGUAGCGACGACCAACACAAUUUUUAUACUGAGCGAGUUCUCUGGAGACAGAUGAUCAGUAUCUAUACUGCUUGUAACCUCUCAAAUCAAUCAGACCGACUCAUUGCCAUGGCUGGUAUUGCCAAAGCCUUCCAAAAGGUCACUUUAUCGACAUACUUUGCUGGGCUGUGGGCGCAUAGUCUACACACAGAUCUCCUUUGGGAAUCGAAUGCCUCUGAGGGUGGUGUGGUGCAUCGUUACACCCUUCACGUUCCGUCCUGGAGUUGGGCGUCAGUUUUUGGAGGGAAUGUCAGGCUAUAUGGAUAUACCCGCUUUGGUGGCGAUCCCGCUUCUCAAAUCAAAUACAUCACCUCGAGAUUGGAGGCGGAGAGACCCGGCGGUGACAUUAUGGGGUUACUUGGACGGGCAGAGCUCGAAAUUGAAUGUGUCCUUCUCUAUUACCGGUGGAAUGGGAAUUCACAAAGCUUGGAACUCUUUGCCGAUGAGCCAAGGACCGAACCCGCGUUCAAUGGAGGUCGCAUUUGGGGAACGAACCUGAAAUUGGAUACACAUGAAUUGGUUCAGGAUUUCAAGGACAAGGUACUUAUCGAGGGAGAAUGUAUUCCAAUCACUUUAGGAAGAGAAGCCUAUGGUGCUUCAGUUAACAGAUUUUUGGUCGUGGAGAAGGUACCUGAGGGGAAAUAUCGAAGGCUAGGUGUAUAUCAAUUAGGGGAACAAGGUGCAUUUUCUGUUAUUGGCAACAAGGAGCGCACCGCCAUUACUCUUGUUUGA